AUAAGUUUAAAGUAAAAACGGUAACUUUACCCCGGGCACCCUUCACCCUUAGCCUUUUUUUCCCUCUCCGUUUGAUGUGCACUUCCGCGUCCUAGCUUGUGUUCUCUCCCGCUGACACACGGCAACUUUCGAACAGGAAGCCCAUUAGACGCUUCGCUCUCCGUUGUCUCGCGUUUUUGCGGCUGGGUAUGUUUGGAGCUCAGGGCCUUAACUCAGCCAUGGACAUCAUCGGGGUUGAAGAUGAAGACUUUGAGAAUGACAUGACAGACCUGCUAGAUGACAAUUGCACGUACUUCAACGACAUGAAGGAGCUGAAAAAACAUCCGACUCACUUGCUGGUCUUUUUGCAUCACGUCAUUCUUCAGUUUGACCCCGCUCCACUGCUGUGUUAUCUUCAUGCUGACCUUCUCAGCAACCUCAGUGCUAAAGAGACCAAGAAACAGUUCGCAGAAUUCUACAACUACUUCUUGGACAAGAGUGCGUGUCUCAGAGUGAGCGUACCACAGAGUAUAUCCUACGAACUGGAUCGGACCCGCUACGAUUUGUUCUCUGAUGAAACCCAAAAAAGUUAUGCCAAGGACAUUCAGAGUCAUCAGCUUUGUGAAAUCUGCAAACAGCUUCAAGAUUUCAGGCAAAAGAGGAUGAUGGGUAUGACCCCCAACGAGAGCGAGCUCAAAGACGUAGAGAACCACCGUGACACUUUACGGAUCCCGAGGGAGAUGAAGGAGAGAUCUGUGGCUGAGAAGCUGCUGGACAAGCUCUUCGAACAACAACCUCAGAUCGUCCCGGACGAGGAGAAAUGUCACUCCAUCUUUUCUGCUGUUGCCGUCUACAUGAAGCAAUUUGGGCUCAAAAUUAAGCCCGUGGACAGCAAGAAGUCCAAACGAAGUAUCUUUGGGAUCAAGAAUAUUCCAAGCAUCCCAAACAGAUGGAAACCAACUCCAGUCGACAACAGAAGACCAGACCCUGAAGUGGGAAAAGAUCGGAAAAUUUCUACACCCAGAGCGUCUGUCUCUGAAAAAACGGUGCCAGCCAGCCCUCUGGUCCCGGUGGUGGGCGUAGAGAUCGCUGAUGGGCCAGACAUCAACAUCACCCCCAGCGUCCCAGAACCGCCAAAGCCUGAUGUGUCUCCCAGCACUUCCUCCGAGCACCAGAAACCUUCGGAUGGCGCGACUCCCGUGUUGGGAGGUGAUACAAUAAGCAAGCCUACCCCUCCGGUCGACACGACUGCAGAAAAGCCUGCAGAAGAAAGUAGGAAAGUGACGCGCAGUGAGAGCGCCCGCGUGGACCGCCAUCCGUCUCGCCGCCGUGGCUCUUCUCGGUCCAAAAAGUCCCGCUCCCGUAGCGACGUGGACCUCCAGGCUCCUUUCUCUGCAACAGCGCCUGCCCCACUCUCACCCCAGCACCUCCACCCUACUGAGGGACCACCUUUCACCCCCGAAAGGCUGAGCCCGUCGCCCACAAGCCCCUCCCCUCAGCUGGAGGAGAUGGAGCCCCGCCUCCUGGAGUUUGAGCAGGACCCACCAAACUGGAGGGAGCUGGCAACUCCGGACGCUUUAAAGCACCUCAGCAAAAGCGAGAUCAAGAGGCAGGAGGUGAUAAAUGAGCUGUUUGCAACGGAGCACGCUCACGUCCGGAUGCUGAGUGUCCUUCAGACGGUGUUCUCCAAACCGCUGGAGAGGGAGGAGCUCCUGAGCCCCAUUGAGCUUGAUGCCAUCUUUCCCAGUCUUGAUGACAUCAUCGAUAUUCACUAUAACUUCUAUGAAUGCCUGAAAAAGCUGCGUAUGGAUGACAACUACAUUGUGAAAUCCAUCAGCACCACAUUGCUCAGCAGAUUCGAUGGUCCAGAAGGAGAAUGGUUUCAGAAACUGACAGCCCGGUUCUGCAGUCGCCAGACGUGGGCCCUGGACCAGCUCAAAAGCAAGCAGAAGAAGGAUCAAAGUUUCAAUGCUUUCAUACAGGAUGCAGAGAGUAAACCCCAGUGCCGCAGGCUGCAGCUCAAGGACAUCAUUCCAACAGAGAUGCAAAGGCUCACUAAGUACCCGCUGCUGCUGGAGAACAUCGCAAAGCACACAGACAACAAACCAGAGAAGGAGAGAAUCCUGAAGAGUGCAGAGUGCUGCAGAAAGAUCCUCAACCAUGUCAAUGAAGAGGUCAAGGACAUGGGGAACAUGUUGACUCUGAAGGAAUACCAGAAAAAACUGGACACAUCAGGACUCAAACCCAGUAACGAUCUUUACAACGAGUAUAAGAACAUCGACUUGACUCAGAAGAAGAUGCUUUAUGAGGGCCCAUUAAUCUGGAAAGUUACCAAGGAGAAGGCUAUUGAGGUGCAGUGUGUGCUGCUCGGAGAUCUGUUGGUGCUCCUGCAGAGGCAGGAUGACAAGCUGGUCCUCAAAUGUCAGAGCAAGAGUAUCGCUGUGCAGGAGGUCAAGCAGAUGCUGAGCCCCAUUAUCAAACUGAACUCCGUUUUUCUUCGUGAUGUGGCAACAGAUCGAAAGGCUUUCUACGUGAUCUUCACCUGGGACAGCGGGGCUCAGAUUUACGAGCUGGUGGCACAGUCCUCUGGAGAAAUGAAAACGUGGAUGGAGGUGAUAAAGGUAGCAGUAGGUGAACUGAAGAAGAUUGCACCAAUGAGGCUGCCUGUACCUCCCGGAGGUGGAAUUGGAGGUCCUCCAGUGAGCCCCACCUCCGGCCCGUUGAGCCCCACUGAGAAUGGAGGUUUGAAGAGCAGCAAUGAUAAAGACAGCUUGAUGGAUGAGAAGGCAGAUCCCAGACAGAGGUUGAUAGAUUUCCUGGCAGAAAGGGACUUCGACGUGCUGGGGCUCUCCAACAGCGUGCAAGAGAAGGUGGCCAACAGCGCUUUGGAUGAAGCCAAGUCACUUAAAAGAUUGUUGAUCAGCAGCAUCAGUCUGUCAGAAGACUCUCAGCCCGAUGAAGAGGAGGAAGCAGAGAGGGCUAAUCAGGAGCUGGAAAGCUCUCAAUCAGCAGAUGGCAAGGCCACAGACCGAGGUUAUAUGGAAGUGACUUGUGAAAAACCAGGUGCGGCGACUAAAGACGAUGCAGAUGGGAGCAUCAGUGCACCCCUGGUGCUGUCCCAGGAGAGAAUGGAAGAAGUGCUCAGGAGGUUCGGCAGCCUGGAGGAACAUCUAAAGAGACUACAGACUGUUGAAGAGGAGCAUCACAAGCUGCUGGAGGCCCUUUCUAAGUUCACUCUAGAACGGGGGAACUUCUAGUGAGACGCCAUUUUGCCACCUGCUGGUCACCAGGUAUUUUGUGGCUCCGGUUUGGGCUAAGUGACUGUCAGAUGCUUUUCCUGGAAUUCCCAAAUCUCCCCCAGCACACACACACACACACACACACACACACGCAUCUUUCCUGGAUCAUGAUGUUAUUUUCUUCGUUUGCAGCCAAGCAGGAAGUUCGCUGCCUUGCAGAAUAGUUUUAACAGCUUUGUUGUGCAGCGAUGGAACGUGGAAGGUGUGUGUUUGUCUGCUUGGGUGCAUGCCUGAAAAAAGAGAUGCACAAAGAAGAGAAAAAAAGAUGGGUUUCCUACUUUUGCUGAGCGAUGCCAAAAAAUGAGGAAGCAAUGUUUUGCUGUGAGAAAGAUUUAGCCUAAAACCACGUAGUAGCUGCAACACACAUACACACACCAUAAACAUGCCUAGUUAAUGCCUUAAAGGUCUAAUGUAGCAUUAGAGAAUAUAUUAAUAAACAACUGCUGAUGUGUGUUCUAGUUUUUGCCAAAGUAAAACAAAAAUGCACUUUUUUCUGAUCAAAACAAGUGAAACCCACAGAGCUUAUUAGGUAAACAGCUUCAUUUUGAUCAGAUGGGCUUCCUAUUAGCAGCCCUCCAAACAAGCGCCUGCAGGAACGUGUGUGUAUGUGUGUUACAAUGUUUUUAAUUAAGAUGUUUGUGGAAGGUUCCUACUGUUAUCAGGUCUCAUUAAAAGCAUUUAUAAAUAAUGGCUCAAUAGGGGAUCAUCAUGUGGAUAAUGGAGACUGUUUUUGUAUGUGCGGCUUUUAUUUAUUCCCCUCGGGUGUUUUUAGAUCAGUGAGCUGCCCCGUCUGAUGGAUGCAGUUGCAGUUCUUGGCCAAAUAGAGAGAACAUUGCGCGGAAAAGAUGGAUAAAAAAGAUAAGAGAAGAAGAAAAGAGCCGGGGUGUGUUUAAAGGUAGAAGGGGAAGAGAUAAGUGGGAUUAGACAGCUGGAAGUUUGUGCUGAGAAAAGAAACACGUGCGCAUUUACAGUUGAGCAACUCCUGAUCUAAAAACGCUCCAGUCGGGGUUAUAAAUGCGUGUUAUAGGACUCUUAUAAGCGAUAAAAACAACUCUUUCCUGUUUGUAAUGUGUAUCAAAGCUGAGCUGCUGUUUUAUUUUACCGCAUAGAUGUAAGUGUGUCGUCUUUCAAGUACUGGCUAAAGCGAGGCUGCGCACACAGAACCAGAGACGGUCAAUUGUUGGUUUUCAACGCAAACAUCAGUUUAUGAAUGUACAGAAGCAUUAUGACCAAAUUCUAGCUUUCACUAAACCCAACCAGAUGGUGACUGCUCAGGUCACCAAGCGAACGCCUGAAGCUGUGCUGGACCUGCUCUGCUUAGAGGACUAGAGACCGAGAAAGGUUCAAGCUUCUGGGUCUAAAAUCAACAAGUGGGACCAGAAAAAAGGCAACUUUGAGACAGUUGAGCUGCAGUCGGUGUUUGAAAGGAAACUUUCAGGGUUUGGAGGAAGUGAUGCUCUUAUAGGCGCUGUAAUCAUGAUAUCUUGUUUUUUGCUGCAAAAACCGACUCUGGACCUAAAAGAACGAAAUAUUUACGCUGUUGACAAUUCUGUGCCACAAGAGACAGAAAAGUCCUUUAGUUUUGGGACUUUGCUGCCAUUCCCCCCGAUUGCUGCUCUUUUCUUUUUUUAAAUGUACAUAAAUGACCGUUUGAAGUAGAAAACAUUGACUUGCUCAUCUCUGAUUUGUUUUCCAGCUUCCAGAAAUGUUGACGUUUGACUUAAAUGGGUUGGGACGAAUAAAGUCACUUGGAAAGCUCUUGCUGUGAUGUAGUUUGCAUUUUCCUCUUUACUGUGUGUUUGUGUGUGUGUGUGUGUGUGUGUGUGAGAGAGAGAGAGAGAGAGAGUUGUCUGUUAUUGCACAAAUGAAUUAAGUAAUUAUGCAAAUGGUGUGACCAUGACCGACCCUUUUACGGUCUACAGACCCAUCUAACAGAAUCGUCUCCAUUAGGGGUUUUAGCUGAUGUUUACCUUUUGGCACAAACACGUCUCACUCUCUCUCUCUAAUGCUGUUUCUCAUGUAUUCUGUAUGAACUUGUAUAUAAUUAGUGUAUUUAUAGAGUGGUGCCUUCUUCUGAUUAUUAAACUGUUCACUUCAUAAAAGGGCUUGCGACUAAAUCCGUGGAUUUUGUGACUUUCUUGUUAAACCUCGUGCGGCAGAAGAGAAGUGAUUGGAAAAAGCGGUGAGAUAUCAUUCCAGGAGGCUAAGAAAAUGUUUUUGAGGGUUGAAUAAACUUUGCCUUUUGUUUCCAUCUCCAUCAUGUCAGCAUCGUGCGAGCGCAUUCACAGCCCUGUUUACCUGAUACACUGCUCCUUUUUACCUUUUUGUUUUUCUAUAAAAUAUAUGCAAGAACUAUAAUGUGUAUUUGGCAUAGAUUUUUGUUGUAUAAGAAGCUUUUAAAUGAUAUACCUAAGGAAAGUUGUGGUACUUUUGUUUAUUAAAUUCUUCAUUUUUUUUUUAAUAAAGUGGGGAAAUAAGCA
This is a messenger RNA of Nothobranchius furzeri (turquoise killifish), 5758 nucleotides long. RefSeq names its product Rho guanine nucleotide exchange factor (GEF) 1 (gene arhgef1). Gene Ontology annotation, biological process: intracellular signal transduction; G protein-coupled receptor signaling pathway. NCBI's taxonomy places the organism in Eukaryota, Metazoa, Chordata, Actinopteri, Cyprinodontiformes, Nothobranchiidae. Gene Ontology annotation, molecular function: guanyl-nucleotide exchange factor activity; G protein-coupled receptor binding. The record is from RefSeq and is a predicted model, not a curated record. Gene Ontology annotation, cellular component: cytoplasm.